CGAGUCUCUUUGAGGAUAAAGUUGUAUUUCUUCUGAAUGCAGGUUUUUAACUACACUCCAGGGGUAUUGAAUCUUUAUUCCGCACACAACCGACACUUUGCAGACAUCACCAAUGCAACCUGACAGGGUGACUAGCCUCAUUCCUCCCGUCACUUUUCACCGCCAUCUUCUCGUUUUCACUUCUCGCAUUUCAGGGCGGCGAAGAGCCUCCAAGGAACGAUACUACCCGGCGAGUUAUGUGGUUUAUUUCUUCUUGCAGCACAUAUAGCACUUUGCAGAAACAACUUUGUGUCAGUGAUACCAGUGCUCUCAGCCGAAAAGGAAAUGGCGAGCUCGAAGGAAACUGGGGGAUGAUCCUGGGUUCAGGGAUGAUAACAUACGGUUCUGGUUGGCAGUUUAUAUGGCGUCUCAUACUAGAAGAGUCCCAAAUUAGCAUCUUGUUCAAUUCGUCCCAAAAGCUUAUGCAUGUUCAUCCUCUAGGAAUCUACCCGGAGGCAUCUGGGGCUCGCGGGGGAGGGGGGAGGGAGAGCAUCCGAGACUUACGUAUGGGGGUUCGCAGUUAGCCUUAUUGGGAUGGCAGCCAGGCAUGCAGUCAUCGAUCGCAGCAGCCUCGGGUUCAGGAACUGCAGACGCAAUGGCCAUGAAGAAAGUGAGGGUAAGGGCGAGAGCUUUGAAUUGAACCAUGGUGGCUAUUUGGGCCUUCUCUCUUCUUUCGAAAUAAAACGAAUUGCGGGGCGGCUUGAGAGAUAUGUGGAGUGGGAUGGACUGUCUAUCGGACUCAAAUCACGGAGGACACAGAAGGUAUUUAUGCUUCCUGCCCGUGCUCCUGAAUAUCUCCAUGGACAAAGAACCAACGCAUCCCUUGGCUGUGCCUCCUAUCAGCAAGCCAACGGCACUUUCGGGACGGUGGGUUUCUCAAAACUUGUUUUUCCCGUUGUCGAAGGAGAAAAGCUCUUUGUCCGUAUUGGGCUGAAUUAAAAGUUGCACAAACUUGUCCCGUGAGGCUUGCAGAAAGUGGUAUUUGCAGAGCCAUCUUAGCACGUCUCAAAUUACCCCUGAAUAUCAAUGUUGUUCUUCCAGUCAAGUGAUUUUUGCUGAAGGACUAUGUACCACGUACACGGGCAACGUUCGACAUUAAGCUCUGAGUAGUUGCCGAAGAGCAUUGAGGUAAGGGUAUUGUCACUGUAUCACAACGAGUCGAGGACACAUGCAUUAUCACAUCGACCGCAUCGAGUUGGUGGAUCGAGCGAACCUGGGAUCGACAAGAGAUCAUCAGAGCAAUGAGC
This is a messenger RNA of Coccidioides immitis RS, 1286 nucleotides long. RefSeq lists its product as uncharacterized. Bases 574 to 978 code for a protein of 134 amino acids. The transcript has a single exon. The record is from RefSeq and is a predicted model, not a curated record. Lineage: Eukaryota; Fungi; Ascomycota; Eurotiomycetes; Onygenales; Onygenaceae.